Molecule: messenger RNA, 2655 nt
Organism: Eutrema salsugineum
Lineage: Eukaryota; Viridiplantae; Streptophyta; Magnoliopsida; Brassicales; Brassicaceae
Product: homeobox-leucine zipper protein HDG12
Exons: 10
Coding region: 219-2312 (697 amino acids)
Biological process (GO): regulation of DNA-templated transcription
Molecular function (GO): DNA binding; lipid binding; DNA-binding transcription factor activity, RNA polymerase II-specific
Source: RefSeq, a predicted model, not a curated record
UCUCUCUCUCUCUCUCUCUCUCUCACGACUAUGCUCUAGAGAUAGAGAUCUUUUGAUCCUUUUUUUUUUCAAAGUUGGUAACUUUUUUUUUUUCUUUCUGGGGUGCGUUAAUGGCGACAGUUGUGUGAUGGUCCAGAGUGAGCAAGUUUUGUGGUUUGGUUAAAAGGGUAGAGGAAAAAAGGUUUUGUUACUGUUUCUUUGUCUACACAUUACUUUGAAUGAAGAUGGAGUUUCUCGGCGACAGCCAAAAUCACGACAGUUCUGAAAUGGACAAGAGGAAGAAGAAGAAGCGAUUUCACCGCCACACACCUCACCAGAUCCAACGCCUCGAAUCAACUUUCAAUGAGUGUCAACAUCCAGAUGAGAAACAGAGGUUGCAACUUAGCAGAGAAUUGGGUUUAGCUCCAAGACAGAUCAAGUUUUGGUUUCAGAACAGAAGAACACAAAAGAAGGCACAACACGAGAGAGCUGAUAACUGUGCACUCAAGGAAGAGAAUGAUAAGAUUCGUUGCGAAAACAUUGCGAUUAGAGAAGCUAUAAAACACGCCAUUUGCCCUAACUGUGGUGAUUCUCCUGUUAAUGAAGACUCUUACUUUGAUGAACAGAAGCUUCGAAUCGAAAAUGCACAGCUAAGACAAGAGCUUGAAAGGGUUUCAAGCAUUGCAGCUAAAUUCAUAGGACCUCUUGCUCAUCUCCCACCAAUACUAAAUCCGAUGCACAUUUCGCCAUCAGAGUUAUUCCAUAGUGGUCCUUCGCUUGAUUUUGAUCUUCUUCCAGGAAGUUGUUCUUCAAUGGCUACUGUUCCUAAUUUACCAUCUCAGCCAAACUUGGUUUUAUCAGACAUAGAUAAGUCUCUUAUGACCAGCAUCGCUGUGACCGCUAUGGAAGAAUUGCUUAGGCUCACACAAACAAAUGAGCCUCUAUGGAUCAAAACCGAUGGAUGCAGAGAAAUUCUCAAUCUCGAAAGCUAUGAGAAUAUAUUCUCAAGAUCAAGUAGCCGUGGAGGAAAGAACCAUAACCUUCGAAAGGAAGCAUCUAGAUUUUCUGGCGUUGUUUUCACUAAUGCUAUGACCCUUGUUGAUAUGCUCAUGGACUCGGUCAAAUCUGCAGAGCUUUUUCCCUCAAUUGUUGCAACAUCUAAAACCCUUGCAGUGAUUUCAUCCAGCUUGCGCGGAAACCGUGCAGAUGCAUUGCAUUUGAUGCUUGAAGAGCUUCAAGUGCUUUCCCCAUUGGUACCGACGCGUGAGUUCUGCGGGCUAAGAUAUUGUCAGCAAAUACAACAUGGAACUUGGGCAAUUGUAAAUGUCUCCUAUGAGUUCCCUCAGUUUAUAUCUCAUUCUCGGUCGUAUCGGUAUCCUUCUGGUUGCUUGAUUCAAGACAUGUCCAAUGGCUAUUCCAAGGUUAUUUGGGUCGAACAUGUUGAUACGGAGGAGCAAGAACCGGUUCACGAGAUGUUUAAAGAUAAUGUCCGUCAAGGAUUAGCUUUUGGAGCUGAACGUUGGAUCGCUACUCUCCAAAGAAUGUGCGAGAGAUUCAAGACUCUACUAGAACCCGCAACAUCUUCCCGCGAUCUCAAAGGAGUGAUUCCAUCUCUGGAAGGGAAGAGAAGUAUAAUGAGACUAUCUCAAAGAAUGGUAAGCAACUUUUGCUUGAGCGUUGGCACAUCUAACAACAAUCGCUCAACGGUUAUUUCCGGGUUGGACGAGUUUGGAAUCCGUGUGACCUCGUAUAAGAGUCAGCAUGAACCAAAUGGAAUGGUUCUAUGUGCAGCCACUAGUUUCUGGCUCCCAAUUUCUCCACAAAACGUCUUCAAUUUCCUCAAAGAUGAAAGAACUCGGCCACAGUGGGACGUUCUUUCGAAUGGAAAUUCUGUUCAAGAAGUUGCUCAUAUCGCAAACGGCUCACACCCUGGAAACUGCAUUUCGGUUCUCCGCGGAUUCAAUGCAUCUUCAUCACAAAACAACAUGCUGAUUCUACAAGAAAGCUGCGUAGACUCAUCAGGCUCGCUUGUGGUCUACACUCCGGUGGAUCUACCAGCACUGAACAUGGCAAUGAGCGGUCAAGACACAUCUUAUGUUCCCAUUCUACCCUCGGGUUUCGCCGUUUCACCAGACGGAACCAGGAAUAACCAGCUCGCAGAGCACAAAGUUGAAGGAGGAGGAGGUUCAUUGAUAACGGUUGGUUUUCAGAUAAUGGUGAGUAGUUUGCAGUCAGCGAAAUUGAAUGUGGAGUCAAUGGAAACAGUUAAUAAUCUCAUCAGCACCACUGUCCAGCAAAUUAAAACCACCUUGAACUGUCCUUCAACUGCUUGAAGACGCCAUUAAUUAGCUCAUUUUUCCCAUCUGAUUUCUGGGGUUGUCUUCAAUGAUCAGGGAAGUGAAAAGUUAUUUUAGGUAGUACUUAUUUUUGCCUUCAAUGCCUGCAAAGAGUGUAAGGAGUCAUUAUUCUUCUGUGUAUCUGUCUCCUCUCUUCACUCUAUCUUUUUGCUGUUUUUUUUUUUUUUUUUUUUUUGUUUUUCGAAAGGUAACAUUUAUUUAGUGGGAGUCAAGAGCGCACCAUGCAACAAAUGCUCUUCAUGUAUGGUUCGGGCAUUGACUUCUGUUUUGUUUCUAUAUUUUUAUUAUUACAGCUGUAAUGUUACUCUUUUCUUGGCUA